GCCGGCGCUGCGGGCGCUGAUCCUGUGGUUGAAGGAACCAGCGCUGGGGAAGGGUCUUCAGUGCGGGCGGGAGGGAGCCGGUCUGGGUCCCUGGGAGUGGCAGCCCCCAGGUGUGCUCCCGCCCAGGUGUCGUCCGGACCUCUAGCUGCCUCCCCUUCCGGCACCCGGGCGAUGUCAGUUCUGCUAGGGGCCAGGACUCGUUGCGCGUCACUGAGUGUGCCUUAACCCCUUCCUGCGUUGGUGCCUCAGUUUACCUGGGGGGAGCUGAGAGAGGAGUCUCCCUGCCGGGCCAGGGCGGUGCAAGCGAGGCGGAGGGCAGCGGUGGCUGCGGAGCCGAAGCGGGAGUGGGAGCCAGAGCCGGGGCCGGGGCCGGGGCCGGGCCGCCGCACCGCGCUGCACCAUGGCGCCCACCCUGGCCACUGCCCAUCGGCGCCGCUGGUGGAUGGCCUGCACCGCCGUGUUGGAAAACCUCCUCUUCUCGGCAGUUCUCCUGGGCUGGGGCUCGCUGCUCAUCAUGCUCAAGUCGGAGGGCUUUUACUCCUACCUGUGUACUGAGCCAGAGAACAUCUCCAAUGCCACGACUGGGGGCACCACAGUGCCUGAGCACGAGGAGGUGAGCUGGAUGAACGGCUGGCUCAGUUGCAAGGCCCAGGACGAGAUUCUAAACUUGGCCUUCACCGUGGGCUCCUUCCUGCUCAGUGCCAUCACCCUGCCCCUGGGCAUCGUCAUGGACAAGUAUGGCCCAAGGAAGCUCAGGCUGCUGGGCAGCGCCUGCUUUGCUGUCUCCUGCUUGCUGAUCGCAUAUGGAGCCAGUAACCCCAACUCUCUCUCUGUGCUCAUCUUCAUCGCCCUGGCUCUGAACGGCUUCGGUGGGAUGUGCAUGACCUUCACCUCGCUGACGCUGCCCAACAUGUUCGGCGACCUUCGGUCCACGUUUAUCGCCUUGAUGAUAGGCUCCUAUGCCUCCUCGGCCGUCACCUUCCCAGGAAUCAAGCUCAUCUACGACUCCGGAGUGUCCUUCAUCAUCAUCCUCGUGGUCUGGGCUGGCUGCUCCGGGCUGGUUUUCCUCAACUGCUUCUUUAACUGGCCUCUGGAGCCCUUCCCGGGCCCGGAGGACAUGGACUACACGGUGAAGAUCAAGUUCAGCUGGCUGGGCUUUGACCACAAGAUCACAGGGAAACAGUUCUACAAGCAGGUGACCACGGUGGGGCGCCGGCUGAGCGUGGGCAGCUCCAUGAGGAGCACCAAGGAACAGGCGGCGCUGCAGGAGGGCCACCAGCUGUGCCUGUCCACCAUGGACCUGGAGGUGAAGUGCAAGCCGGACGCCGCAGCGGCCCCCUCGUUCAUGCACAGCGUGUUCAGCCCCAUCCUGCUGCUCAGCCUGGUCACCAUGUGCGUCACUCAGCUACGGCUCAUCUUCUACAUGGGCGCCAUGAACAGCAUCCUCGAGUUCCUGGUCAGCGGCGAUCAGAAGAUAGUGGCCCUCUACACAUCCAUCUUCGGCGUGCUGCAGCUGCUCUGCCUGUUCACUGCCCCGGUCAUCGGCUACAUCAUGGACUGGAGGCUGAAGGAGUGUGAGGAUGGCUCCGAGGAGUCCGAGGAGAAGGACGCCAACCAAGGCGAGAAGAAGAAGAAGCAGCGGGACCGGCAGAUCCAGAAGAUCACCAAUGCCAUGCGGGCCUUCGCCUUCACCAACCUGCUGCUCGUGGGCUUCGGGGUGACCUGCCUCAUUCCCAACCUGCCGCUGCAGAUCUUCUCCUUCAUCCUGCACACGAUCGUGCGAGGCUUCAUCCACUCUGCCGUCGGGGGCCUGUAUGCUGCCGUGUACCCCUCCACCCAGUUCGGCAGCCUCACGGGCCUGCAGUCUCUGAUCAGCGCGCUCUUUGCCCUCCUGCAGCAGCCGCUGUUUCUGGCCAUGAUGGGUCCCCUGAAGGGAGACCCUCUGUGGGUAAAUGUGGGGCUGCUGGUGGUGAGCAUGCUGGGCUUCUGCCUGCCCCUCUACCUGGUCUGCUACCGGCGCCAGCUGGAGCGGCAGCUGCGGCAGAAGCAGGAGGAUGACAAGCUCUUCCUCAAGAUCAACGGCUCCUCCAACCGAGAGGCCUUCGUGUAGCCGCCGCCGUCAGACGGAGCCGGCCUCGGCCCUCCCUGCUGCCGGCCCACGACCCAGGAUGCUCUCCCUCACCAUGGCGGCACCCACGCUCCCGCCCAGGCCCCGGGCCUGCAGUGAGGAGCCUGAGAGCGCUCAGGACUGCGGUCCUCCACUGUCGGAGGGGCCCCGGGGGGCUGAGGCCUUGGGGCUCGCGUGCUGUCUGUGGGCAGGUGUUCGCCCUCCAGAGUCUGGAGUCUGCCUCCUGCCAAAGCAGAGGAGUCCGCCAUCCACUGCCCGCCACCUGCUCCUCGGCCGCAUGCCCACCAGCCACACCCGCUGAGGACAAAGCUUGCUCUGUCUGCACCCCCUUGCCUGGCCCUCACCUCCUCCCCUGGCCAGUCUGAAGCUGCCUAAGGAAGGAAGGACCCGCUUCCUGUUGUUGGUGCUAACUCCAUUGUGAUUCCAGCCCCCUGUGGCCUGGACACACAGGGCCUGGCCUCCCAUUCAAGGCCAGCGGGGCAGCCCCCAGCACAUAGGCUGGGGAGGGGGCGGAGGGCGGGAGAUCACACAGAGCCUCAGCAGCUGGGGACGAAGCCUCCUGGUUUUCCCUAAGCUCCCCCCUCGUGUCCUGGGGAGGGGAAGACGUUUCCACUGCCACCCCCAGUCCAGUCUGCAGCCUACGUGAGAUAAAGGGGUGUGCCUUAGCCCCCCUUCCCACAGCUAUUUUCGUGGGAUGGGAGUAAGGCUGUGGCUCCCAGAUGCAGAUGUGGGUGAGCAGGUUUGGGAGGGGCGGAGGGGAGUGUGUGCGUGUGUGUAUGUAUGUGGUGUGCGUGAGACGGGGAUGGGGUAAAAGGGGUGGGCUCUGGGUAUCUCCCAGACAGGAGCCAGCCAGGCCUGCAGCGGGCCCACCCGUGGAGCCAAGCCUUGCUCAAGGCCUGGGCUCAUUCAGGGUCACAGCGCCCCCUGCUGGUAGAUGGCGCCAGCACCAGGAGCUGUUUCCAUGGGGGAGGCUAGGCCUGCCAGGCUCUCAGCAACCCACCCGCUUUGCCUGCCCCAGAAAUGUCCCAGACUUCCUGGGGCGCUGAGAGGGCUGGGUUGGUUUUCAGGUUUUUAGUUGUUUUUCUCUGGGUUUUAUCACCUUUUUUUUUUUUUUAAUAAAGCAAUAAACCCAUUUUGCUCCUAGUGAGGGAUGCCCCUCCUAGCAUGUCAGUACACGGCCCCAUGAGCCUGGUGGUGAAGGCAGGCAGGAUGAGAUGGGCUGCCACUGCCAAGCCCCAGCCCAAACAGCUGCUCACGUCUCGGGGUAGCAACCACCUGGGGAGAGGCCUUGCUCUCAUACCGCCGAAUACAGUGGGCCCGUGCAGGCUCCAGAAGUGCACCCCCCCCCCUUUAUCCCAGCCCCUUCCAUCUCCUACACAUGUGACCUGUGGGCCGUCCCACAACCCUGAGCUCAGGAGGGAGGGUGACACCAGGAGAGCCGCGGGCUAGGGAGCAGAGCAGUGUGGAUGCGGCAGGGACGACAGAGCGUGGGAGGGGUGGCCCACACAGCUCCGUGGGAACAGUUAAGCACCUUUUGCCCACAGAACCUCCAGGCUUCAGGCUGCUCACAUGUUAACAAUCAAAACCGAAAAGAGCGAGAUGCACAUCUCCCACUAGUUCUGUGAUAUGGUGAUGGUUAUUCUGGGGCGUGGGGAGGAGACAGGUUCUGUCCUCAGGUCUGGGAGACGCUGAGUUCCAUCAAGCCUGUUCUCACAGUCAGCACUUGCAGCGCUGUACCCAUGCUCACCAACUUUGUGGCUCUGGGUGCUGCCGGAGCUCCCAGGACGCUGGCUGACAGUGUGGAGUCCUGCCUUGCCUCUGGCUGUGAUUCCCUCUUCCCAGGGCUUCAAACCCACUGGGAGGAAGACGAGGACGGGGUUCCUUCGAAGUUGAAACAAAUAUCAAGGUUGGGCAGGUGAUUUGGAAAUUUAUAUUCAUUAAAUAAAAGUUUAAAAAAAAAAGGUUGGGCAGGUGCGACCUGUGCAUGCCCAGCAGUGCCCAGACCAGGCCAGAGUGGGAGCUGCCAGGUGUCGCCCUCUGUGGGAAGGAACAGGCACUGAGAAACUAGAAUCGAGGGUGGAAUAUAUGCUGGGGCCAAUGGUGCAUGGGAGCAGAAGCACCAAAAUGGAAGCAGGUGCAGAGGCUGGGGCCAGCCAGGUGGGGAGGGCGCUACCACCACCACCACCCCCCGUCGGGGCCGGGGCUUCUGCCCUGUGUAGAGUUGACAGGUCCUGUUACCGUGGAGUCGUGACAACACUGCAGUUCAGCAGACACUGCCCUGCCUAUUCUACAGUCGGCAAGCUUGAGGCCCAGAGAAGUGGAGCAGCUUGCUCACGGCUAGGGGCAGGACCUGCGUGGGGGUCUUCCACUGGAGCAUGCAGGACCCUCCAGACCAGGUCCACUCGGGCUGCCGGCCUCUGGGUCAGGGUGGCUUCAGCCCCAGGAGCCAAGAGCAUCCUCAGGAGUGAGGCGACCUCUGCUGGGUAGAAUCGGGCCUGGAGGCUGAUGGGCCCUUGGAAGAGUGAUUCCUGGGAGGAGAAGCGACCACGGCUGGUGGUGGGCGCUGGACACAGUAGCCACUGCCUGCCCCACCCCACCCCCGACCCCGUCGUGCAGGCUCCUGAUGGGAAGGCGCAGGAAGCGCUGUGGGUCCCAUGGUUCUGAGCAGGGUGUGGGGGCUGGGCCGGCCUCAGUCUCCCUCACCAUGAGAGUCCUGUGUUCCUUGGUGCUUGGCUUCCUCCAAACCCUCUGGGCCUCUGACCACAGCCCAGGUCUCCCAAGGGCCAGAGAGAAAGUCGCAGGCCGGGUCACGGAUCUCCUAGCCUCCAUCUCUGCCCCUCUCGCACCCAGUAGCAUCCUGCUCAGAACUGCUGGGGCUCCUCAGCCCCUCCUUACAGUGGUCUGGGCUGUGCAGGGUGAGGAGGCCAUCACAAGACCCCAGGCCCCGAGGGCACUACAGGCGGGGAGCUCCCAGUAUCGGCAUCGUAUGUGCGUCCGCCCCAGGACGGGGCACAAGCGCAUUCACACAGGGGGUGCUGAUGCCUGUGUAAGCGGGGUGGGGAGAAGCUGUAGGCCAGGCACUGAGAGGGGGCUCCCGCCACAGAGCUCUGGCAAGUCUCCCCAGGAGACUCGGCUCCAGGGGCCCUUUCAGCCGCAGCUGCCUUCUCCCGAAGUGUAAUGGGAUAGAUCUCAUGGCUCCUGGGGCAGUGAGGUGCCCUAUCUGUGCCAAAGACCGGGGGCCCACCUCGAGGGUGGUGGCCAUGGGGUUCAGAGGUCAGGUCCUCCAAAGUAAGGGGACUCGUUAUACAGGGGCUGCAGCCUUCCCCCGCGGUGCGAGGUCAGGGCCGGCAAGUGGGCUUGGGCCCCUCUUCCAACCACGCUCACGCCCUGGGCUUGGCACAGGGCUCCCGAGUGCCCUGAGGAGCUGUGACAUCGCCCUGCCAGCAUGGAGCCACUGGCAGCUCCCAGAUGGCCACCUUCCCAGAGGGAGGCUGCGUCUCCACAUGCCAAGGAGGAAGUAAGGGAGGGAGCAGCGGAAGUUAGAGGCCCCCGACGUGCGCUCUCGACCUGAAGCCAGUCUGGAGCCUCAGUUUUCUCAGCUGUAAAAUGGAGGCAGCAAUACCCUCCCAGUGCAGCCAAGAGCACAAGUAGGCGAUGUAUCUGCGCUGUGCCAGGCUUGGCACCCAACAGCCACAUACCAAUGACCCCAGGAGAGUGCAGACAGCACCCUCGCCACGGCCCACGCAACGUGACCAGGUCAAGUGAGGCUGGUAGCCCCUGCCCCUGUCUUCACAGAACGCCUCUUUAAGCGAAGCCUUAAGGUGUUGCUCCUUUGUUCACAUUUCUUUGAUGUUUUAUUCAUAUUUUCAUAAGAUAUUUGGCCAAAAAGUGUCUCAAGAGAAUGUAUGAGUGUAGCCAGGUUUCUGUUGAGUGGGGUGGCUUCAAUCAGCCUUCACGCCUCCCGCUUGUGGAAAUGCUUGGGGGUGCCACUCCCUGUGCGUGUGUGUGCAUGUGUGCAGGGGGUCCAGGGGCUCGUCUGUGCCUGUUUACCUGGAGGGAGAAAGAGGAAACCAUCCUGCCUCGUUGAAUCCCUUUCUGUUCUAGAAAGAACAGCCGGGCCCUCAGAGUGGUGCCUGAAGUUUCCGUCUGUCCCGUGUCCAUCAGGCCAGUACAGGAUCACUGACAGCUCAGUCGAUGACCCUGACUCUCCCCCGCCCCUUUGCUAUUUCUAGCACCUGGCUUACUCCCUGGCACACAGGAAGCACGCAAUAAAUGUACGCUGAGAAUGACUAAGAA
Molecule: messenger RNA, 6424 nt
Organism: Oryctolagus cuniculus (rabbit)
Lineage: Eukaryota; Metazoa; Chordata; Mammalia; Lagomorpha; Leporidae
Gene: SLC43A2
Product: solute carrier family 43 member 2
Biological process (GO): transmembrane transport; neutral amino acid transport
Molecular function (GO): L-amino acid transmembrane transporter activity; neutral L-amino acid transmembrane transporter activity
Source: RefSeq, a predicted model, not a curated record